GAUUCACUAUUGCAGGGGGUUUUACUUCCAACUCAUCUAGUCAUUUAUUGCUUUUGGGUGCCCAGGUACGGGUAGUGUGAGUGUGAGUGUGAGUGUGAGCAGCAACCAAAUAACCGCCGCACGUAAGUAAAUAAAAGGGAACCCUCGAUUUAUUGUUUACCAUUCUUCUGCUCAACACCAACACCAACAUCAACAUCGACAUUCAACUGACACUGCGGCAUCACGAGAGUGCCACUCAGUGUCACUGUCUCAGCCGCGAAAAUGAAUACAACCAAAAGAAAAUUCAACGCCCUCCUGAAUGGCUUGGGAAGCAAAAAGUCGGAUUCCUCCCUCUCAGCAAACGAAGUAAACAAAACCCCCGAAAGGCCUCAAAAUGAUACGGAUUCCAAUAUGAAGAAGCCGCGAAUUUCGUAUUCAUCUUCAAACGCGACUCGAUUAUCUUCAUUAACUCGCGCAUCAUCUGCGACCACAUCCGAAUUCGAUAGCGCCCGUCAGAGAUUGGCGCCCGUUCAUAAACUCUCUGCGACACCCAUCUCGCCGGCAGAACCUCCUAAAUGGACCCCAUAUGAUCGCGGGGAAUUUCUCAAGAGAUUAAAGUCGUUCUCGAAUCUUACAGAUUGGACGCCAAAACCAGCAAAGGUUAAUGAAGUGGAAUGGGCCAAGAGAGGAUGGGUUUGCCAGAAGAAGGAGAGAGUUCGAUGUUGCUUCUGCAAUGUAGAGAUUUUGGUCAAAUUGAACAAGAAAGAAGAGGAUGGGAAGGAGAAGGAAGUUUACAUUGCGGAAAACAUUGAAAAUGCGUUGGUCGAUAAAUAUGUUGAACUUAUUGUCGCGUCGCACGAUGAGAGUUGUCCAUGGAGACAGAGAGGAUGCGAUGAUGUUAUAUUCAAGCUACCCCUCAAUAAACCUGCAGUUACUAUACAAACCCUUCGCGAACGUUACGAUGAACUCCAACAAAGAAGCAAUCACCUACCGUACCUCUCUAAUAUGACACCUCCUGAAGGUCUUGAUAUUGAUCGCGUUGCAAGCUAUCUUCCCCAAGAAUUUCUCCAAUCGUCUUCUGAAUCAGGGCAAAUAAACUCUACGGACAAUAUCAAUAAAGUGGCUUUAAUGAUGUCUCUUUGUGGUUGGCAAGGUCACAAACAUGAUCGACUUGGUCAUCAACUCGAAUCUGUCUCGUGUCAAACAUGUUACCGAAUUCUUGGUCUUUGGAUGUUCAAAAGUAGAUCUGUUUCUGCUACAGGCGAAGAAACUGAGCCAGCUAUUGUCCCAGGUCUCGAUCCUAUCGCUCAACAUCGCGAAUAUUGUCCUUGGCGCAAUCCGGUAUCACAAAAUGGACUUGCCGCCACGCAGAAUCAGAAAUUAAGAGCGCUUGCGGGAUGGGAAGUUGUGCUACGAGUAUUGAAGAGUGAGCAUGGGCUGAGAGUUGGUAGAGAUAAGAAUGAAAAGGGCUCAAGGAAGAGUUAUAUUGCACCUGCAACGACGGAGAGUAUCGAUGAAAAUGGUAACGAUUUAGCACCUGAUUUCGCAGAUGAGGAGGAUGCGAAGAGUAUUAGGGAUGCAAAGGAUAAGGAUUUAAUGACGAGGUUGAGAAGAGUCAAGACAUUUAUUGCAUUGAAGAAGCGACCCAGUGGAGACGUAAAAACCAAGAGGUUUAGUGCUACUUGAUUGCAGGCAUAGGAGGUAUCUUGCUGAAGGCAAAAAGUGGAGGAUUGAAUUAACGAUGUACGAUCACAAGCAGGAGAGCUUAUGGGUAUUGUUUUCAUUGCGUUGGCGUUGUAGUGGGGUUUAUUUCCUUCAUGUUUGCAUCUAGCUCAGGUCAACAGGUGUAAGGGGGUACUGGUAUGGCUGCACACGCUCGUUUUUUGGAAGGUUGGCAACCAUCCUCUGUCAGAAAGUGCACCGGUAUGGUAUGGUUUCAUCAUUUUGUUUGGGGCGGAAGGAUUGUAAUAUAUCGGAAUAUUUGCUUUGAUAAUGAGAUGGGGUAUUUGGUACAUGUGCAGUAUAAAUAAUGUUUGCAAGAUUAUGUUUCGGGUUACCGCA
Messenger RNA from Botrytis cinerea B05.10, 2040 nucleotides. RefSeq lists its product as hypothetical. Gene Ontology annotation, molecular function: zinc ion binding. Lineage: Eukaryota; Fungi; Ascomycota; Leotiomycetes; Helotiales; Sclerotiniaceae. The transcript is spliced from 3 exons. Gene Ontology annotation, cellular component: nucleus. The record is from RefSeq and is a predicted model, not a curated record. Bases 262 to 1665 code for a protein of 467 amino acids.